AGUUUGUAGAAAAUAACUUAAUCCUAAAAAUGGGUCCAGUGGACAAAAGAAAGGGAUUGUUUGCACGUCGGCGCCAAUUGCUGCUCACAGAAGGGCCCCACCUGUAUUAUGUGGAUCCUGUCAAUAAAGUUCUAAAAGGAGAAAUUCCAUGGUCUUUAGAGUUGCGGCCAGAAGCCAAGAAUUUUAAGACAUUUUUUGUUCACACACCAAACAGGACAUAUUACCUGAUGGACCCGAGUGGGAAUGCUCAUAAAUGGUGCAAAAAGAUACAUGAAGUUUGGCGGCACAGAUACCACCAGAAUGCUGCUAAAUAGUAAAGCUCAUCCAAAAUUUCCCAGUUUCUCUACUUGCUGCUAGAACUCCGUGUGCAGCCGAUCAGAGGAAUCUUUUCAACCCACAUAUUACCAUCUCAAGGGGAAGCAUAUGUCUGAAAUGUUCUGUUUUGUUUUUUUUUUUUUUAAGAAAAAAAGAAAAGCAAAAACAUAAUGGAAUUCAGGGUCGCUUUGCUCGCUCUUUGUGCUUCUGUUGAGGCUUCCACAUGCAUAUCAUUGCAGUGAAGAUCUUGCUUUUGUGCACUUCAGCUCAAUUUCUGCUGCAGACUAGUGGAUAGACCUUGCAUUACCAGCUUCACUUAAGAUGAGUUAAAACCAAUCCACACGCACACACGCCGAAUCAUGUACCAGCCUUGCAUUUUAUGGGGCUGGAGUUUUCUGUGACUUUCAGAUUAUCGUUAAACUGUAUUUCAUCAGGGAGCUUUUAUAUGCCUCUCCUAAGCACCACCUCUUUUUUUUUUUUUUUUCUCUUCCUUUCCUCACAGUCCCCCAGCUUAUUGGUAUAUGGCAUUUGUAGCCAGGUCAGUUGCACCCUUGUGUAAUUCCUAAUAUAGUUCUGGUUGCAGGAUUUAUGUGGUACUUUAUUAAUUAUGUGAAUGAAUCAGAUGUAUGUGUCUGGCAGACAGGCUCCAAUGUUACAGGUUGUGAGAGAGUAAAAUGCUGAACAUGGCACUGAAAAUUUUCUAAAAUUGAAAUGUUGGCUUCUGAAGCAUAUAAGAUUUUAAACAUCCACUUUAAAUUUUAAUAUGAAUCAUAUGUGUGUUUAAUCAAGGGACAAACUUACCAGCAUGCUUUUAACUAAUGCUAACUAAAAAAUUAACUAGUUAGUAUGGGGG
This is a messenger RNA of Pelecanus crispus (Dalmatian pelican), 1168 nucleotides long. The record is from RefSeq and is a predicted model, not a curated record. NCBI's taxonomy places the organism in Eukaryota, Metazoa, Chordata, Aves, Pelecaniformes, Pelecanidae.